Messenger RNA from Striga hermonthica, 1980 nucleotides. Lineage: Eukaryota; Viridiplantae; Streptophyta; Magnoliopsida; Lamiales; Orobanchaceae. The record is from the annotation of a GenBank genome assembly.
AUGGCUGCUCAAGUAAACUUAGAUGUUCCCACUUGUCUUGUCAAGGAGCUCGGGAUAAGCCACGACGACUAUCCCGGUGGUUAUAAAUCCGAUGAGAUUAAUAAUGGGAUUUUCCUGACAUGGAAGGAUUUGUGGGUGACUGUGCCGGAAAAGGCAAUGGCCGGGGUGGAAGGGCGGCGGCCCAUACUGGCGGGAGUCACCGGGUAUGCCGAGCCAGGGGAGGUUUUGGCCAUUAUGGGGCCUUCCGGCUGCGGAAAAUCUACUCUUCUCGAUGCAUUGGCAGGGAGGCUUGAUUCGAGCACCAGACAGAGAGGGGACAUUCUCAUCAAUGGCCGCAAGCAGGCACUCGCAUUUGGCACUUCUGCCUAUGUGACUCAAGACGACACGCUAAUGACAACCUUAACCGUACGAGAAGUCGUUCACUACUCGGCCCUGCUCCAGCUCCCCGACUCCAUGUCCGUGCCGGACAAGAGAAAACGGGCCGAGCAGACGAUCAAGGAGAUGGGCCUGCAGGACGCGGUCGACACUAGAAUCGGGGGGUGGAGCGUGAAGGGGCUGAGCAGCGGACAAAAGAGACGGGUAAGCAUUUGCUUAGAGAUCCUGACCCGACCGGAACUACUCUUUCUCGACGAGCCCACGAGCGGCUUGGACAGCGCGGCUUCUUACCACGUCAUGAGCCGGAUAAUCAAACUUGCGAGACAGGACAAAAGGACAGUUGUGGUCUCUAUUCACCAGCCAAGUGGGGAGGUCUUUGAGCUCUUUCACAAUCUGUGUCUUUUGUCGUCGGGGAAGAUGGUCUACUUUGGUUCUGCUUCGGCAGCAAAUGAGUUUUUUGCCUCAAAUGGUUUUCGCUGUCCAUCUAUGAGAAAUCCAUCCGACCACUACCUCAGGACUAUAAACAAGGACUUCGAUGUCGAAAUCGAACAAGGAUUCCAUAGUCUAAUAACCGCAACCGAAGCCAUUGAUUUUCUUGCCAAGUUGUACACCUCGUCCGGGGCUAAUCACCAAGUACAACAACGGCUACAACAGAUCGUGGGCUUGAAGAACAGAGAACCUCUGGAGAUCAUGAAGGAGAAGCAUGCCGGAUUAGCUACACAAUGCCUUGUUCUGACUCGAAGAUCUUUUGUGAACAUGUAUCGCGAUUUGGGUUAUUACUGGCUUCGUCUAGCUAUAUACAUUGCAGUAUGCGUGUGCGUGGGGACAAUAUUUCACAACAUUGGCUAUAGUUACAGUUCCAUCCAGGCAAGAGGCUCAAUGUUGAUGUUUGUGGCUGCAUUCUUGACCUUUAUGGCCAUUGGUGGCUUCCCUUCUUUUGUGGAGGAAAUGAAAAUUUUCUCACGUGAGCGAUUGAACGGCCACUAUGGCGUGGCCCCAUUUGUGGUUGGGAACACACUAUCCUCCAUCCCCUACUUGCUAUUGAUUUCGGUUGUGCCGGGCAUAAUAGCCUACUACUUGGUCGGCCUCCAGAAGAGCUUUGACCACUUCGCCUACUUUGCAUUGCUCUUGUUCGCGUGCAUGAUGUUGGUUGAGAGUUUGAUGAUGAUUGUGGCUAGUAUCGUGCCUGAUUUUCUCAUGGGGAUCAUAACUGGUGCGGGCCUCCAGGGCAUGAUGAUGCUAUGCGGAGGGCUUUUUCGACUGCCGAACGAUUUGCCAGUGCCGUUUUGGAGGUACCCGAUGUACUACAUCGCGUUUCACAAGUACGCAAAUGAAGGGUUUUACAAGAAUGAGUUUGAGGGCUUGAAGUUUGAAGAGGGAGUUGGAUGUGGAGGGAUGUCAAGGAGUAUUGGUGGGGAUGAGAUAUUGAGGAGUGUUUGGCAAGUUGAGAUGGGAUACUCCAAGUGGAUUGAUGUAUCCAUCUUGUUUGGCAUGGUAGCUUUCUAUAGGAUUAUGUUUUUUGCUAUAAUAAAAGGUGUAGAGAAGAUUAAGCCUAUGAUUAGGAGGUAUAUUUGUAAGUUCAAUCGAGCAGUCCACAUAGAAUAA